AUGGCCAGAGGCAAAACACUGUAUUCACUAGCUGUCGUUAUACUGGGUUUUAUGUGCUUCGUUGUUGGGGCAGUAGCUGUUGGACUACCUAAUUGGGGUUACUUUUAUAGUUAUGAUUCUGACAUAGCACUCUCCCUGCAGUCUUAUUAUUUGGAAAACCCUAACUUCGACAACGGCUACUUUGGGCCAUGGCGUGUUUGCAAGAAGCUUCUGUACAACAGAGAGAAAUGCGGGACGGACGUGUCCAAGUUCCGGCCGACGACGGCCGUAUACCUAGCGGGUGUGGUUGGGGCGAUAGGAGUGUCUGUCCUAGGCGUGUUCUGUAUCCUGUCCGUGCUACAACUCGCCAUGAUCUCAUCGAAGGAGAAGGUCGGAUUCAAGUACACGCAUCUUGUGAUGAUGAAGCUGGCGCUAGCGUUGUUAGCGACUUUACUCUCAAUAGCUGCGGCCGGCCUUUUCGCUGUUCAAGGCGAUGACAGAGGUUUCUUUCUCACGAGAGGGGAAGCUUUUUAUGUACAGAUAGUGUGCAUCGUUAUAAAUUCAAUACUAUUUAUUAUGUCUGUUUACGACACUUUAUUCUCACGACGGGAAGGCGGCGACCCGACCAAUCCACUGGGCGAACCACACGCAACCACCAUCAAUAACCCGGGAUUUAAGGAAGGCAGAGGCAUAUCAAUGACAGAUGCAUCUGGCAAACCAUACACUACGAACGGCCACGGCAGCGUCGCGUCUAUGAACACUACAGCUACGACCCUCACGGGGCUUUCAGACGCCAGCACCAUCACGAGAUCCCCUCUCAGGUCUUCCCUUAAGAAACCGAGACCCAGGGAAGGGGAACCGGGUGGCAUGGGCAUUCAGAACCCAGGGUAUUCAGGUAACUCGCCACCCCUCAAUCGGAACGGAAGCCAGAAAAAAGUGAGAAUACAGACACACAGUACCGAAGUAUGA
Leptosia nina is the source of this 948-nucleotide messenger RNA. NCBI's taxonomy places the organism in Eukaryota, Metazoa, Arthropoda, Insecta, Lepidoptera, Pieridae. The record is from the annotation of a GenBank genome assembly.